Molecule: messenger RNA, 797 nt
Organism: Phoenix dactylifera (date palm)
Lineage: Eukaryota; Viridiplantae; Streptophyta; Magnoliopsida; Arecales; Arecaceae
Product: 17.1 kDa class II heat shock protein-like
Source: RefSeq, a predicted model, not a curated record
AAAAGUUAUACCAACCCCCCUCUCUACUUGCAAGCCAAAGCUGAGAUAGAGAUCCGUUCGAGAGCCAAAGCACGUAGGGAUGGACAUGCUCGACGAGCCCUUCUUCUCGACGCUGCAGCAGCUGAUGGAAAUCCCGGAGGAGAUGGAGAAAGCCUUCAAUGCACCAACGCGCGCCUACGUCCGGGACCGGAAGGCGAUGGCGGCGACGCCGGCGGACGUGAAGGAGCUGCCGGGUUCGCUGGUGUUCCUGAUCGACAUGCCCGGGAUCAAGUCCGGGGAGAUCAAGGUCCAGGUGGAGGACGACCGUUUGCUGGUCGUCAGCGGCGAGCGGAAGCGGCCCGAGGACAAGGAGGGCAAGUACCUUCGCAUGGAGCGCCGGAUGGGCAAGUUCAUGCGCAGAUUCCCGCUGCCGGAGAACGCCAACCUGGACGCCAUCUCGGCGGUCUUCCAGGAUGGCGUGCUCACCAUCACCGUCGAGAAGCUGCCGCCACCGGAGCCGAAGAAGCCCAAAACCAUCGAUGUCAAGGGCGCUUAAAAGGAUCAAGAAUCGGUGUCACGCGAAUAUAUGAGAGGGAAGAACCCCACUUCGGUUUGAGUGUCUAAUAUUGUAGGAUAAAUAAACGGCUUUCCUUUCUUGUCUAUCUUUUUACCCGUUUCUUUUCUUUUGUUUCUUUUGUACUCACGUGUGAUAAACAAGAAGUCUGUUUGUGUAUACUUAUAGAUCUCGGUUGUGUUUACAUAUGCUAAUACCAAAUCAUUUUGUGCAUCUAUAACUAGUAAGAAGGUUUAUAAUCUUA